Rotaria sp. Silwood1 is the source of this 960-nucleotide messenger RNA. NCBI's taxonomy places the organism in Eukaryota, Metazoa, Rotifera, Eurotatoria, Philodinida, Philodinidae. The record is from the annotation of a GenBank genome assembly.
AUGAAUGAACGUCAUACAUUUGACAGCGUACAUCCACAAUCAACAUCUCAUCUCAUAAUUAAACGUUCCAUUCCAGUAGUACCAGUUCUGAUAGGUCCUCAAAUACCUCGCCGCGAACGAGAAGAAACGCAUGAACGUUAUUGUCGCGCAUUGUUAACAUUAUUCGUUCCAUGGCGAUCAGUUCAGGACCUUUGUGCACUGAAUGAGACAUGGUCUGAAGCAUUGGAAGCUCGAAGACUGUUGAUCUCUCCCAACUCGCUUAAGAUUAUAGAAAAUAUAGAACUUUUGCACGAAUGCAAACACGAUCGGGAUGAACAUCUUCAUCAAGUUCUUUUAGAAGCCCAAAAUGAAAACAACAUUGACCCUAUUUUGAUGCCUAACUACUAUGAAGGUGAUGAAAAUGCAGACAAAGAUGAUCCGGAACAACUUUUGCAAAUGCUUUUCAUCGUAAAUGAGACCACCACAAACGCUUACUCUGCAUUGACAGUUACUCAAGAACAACGCUAUGUUCAUGAUGCAUUACAAGCAAUUGAUAAUACAGACAGAUUUGCACUACUCAAUGGCCGUACACGUUGUCCGAGCGAAAAUAAUUAUGGCACCAUACACGACAUCAACACAUUUGUGGUAGCUCACGCACAUCACAGCGUCAUGAUUAAAGGAUGGAAACGUGACAUUGAAGGUCGACGAGAUGAAGCAAGAAACUAUUUAAUUUCAGGUGAAAAUACUCUGGAAGUGCGAGAUGAUGAAACACAGAUUGAAGUCGUAGCAACUGAAAUUCCAACAAGUCCCAUUAAAACGAGAGCUACAAGAGUUCCACCUGUGACUACAACCAAUGCAAUAUUAUUUCCAACAAAACAAGAUAUUAUCAGACAAUUUACACUAAGCACUCAGCAAAAAUAUGCUUUUAUGAUUAUAACUAGUCACUUAGAUGGCGAAAAUCAUGCUUAUACCGCUAUAUAA